Lemur catta (Ring-tailed lemur) is the source of this 3721-nucleotide messenger RNA. RefSeq names its product zinc finger FYVE-type containing 28 (gene ZFYVE28). Gene Ontology annotation, biological process: negative regulation of epidermal growth factor-activated receptor activity. Lineage: Eukaryota; Metazoa; Chordata; Mammalia; Primates; Lemuridae. Bases 192 to 2687 code for a protein of 831 amino acids. Gene Ontology annotation, molecular function: metal ion binding. The record is from RefSeq and is a predicted model, not a curated record. The transcript is spliced from 12 exons. Gene Ontology annotation, cellular component: early endosome membrane.
GCAGCCCCUUUCUCCCGCAGAGGUCGGACCCGCAGCUGCUUGCCCGGUUCUACUAUGCGGAUGAGGAGCUGAACCAGGUGGCCGCGGAGCUGGACAGCCUGGACGGGCGCAAGGACCCCCAGCGGUGCACGCUACUUGUCAGCCAGUUCCGCUCCUGCCAGGACAACGUGUUAAACAUCAUUAACCAGAUCAUGGAUGAGUGCAUCCCCCAGGACCGAGCCCCUCGGGAUUUCUGCGUCAAAUUCCCUGAGGAGAUCCGGCACGACAACCUGGCUGGCCAGCUGUGGUUCGGCGCCGAGUGCCUGGCCGCUGGCUCCAUCAUCAUGAACCGGGAGCUUGAGAGCAUGGCCAUGCGCCCGCUGGCCAAGGAGCUGACCCGCAGCCUAGAGGAUGUGCGGGGCGCCCUCCGAGACCAGGCGCUACGGGACCUCAACACCUACACAGAGAAGAUGAGGGAGGCGCUGAGGCACUUCGACGUCCUGUUUGCAGAGUUUGAGCUGAGCUAUGUCUCAGCCAUGGUGCCGGUGAAGUCUCCCAGGGAGUACUACGUGCAGCAGGAGGUCAUCGUGCUGUUCUGCGAGACAGUGGAGAGGGCCCUGGACUUCGGGUACCUGACCCAAGACAUGAUUGACGACUACGAGCCGGCCCUCAUGUUCACCAUCCCGAGGCUGGCCAUCGUGUGUGGCCUCGUGGUCUAUGCAGAUGGACCCCUGAACUUGGACCGCAAGGUGGAAGACAUGUCUGAGCUGUUCCGGCCCUUCCACACGUUGCUGCGGAAAAUAAGGGAUUUGCUGCAGACACUGACUGAGGAGGAGCUGCACACGCUGGAACGGAACCUCUGCAUUUCUCAGGAUGUGGAGUUCCCCAUCCGGGUGGACACACAGGUGCCCACUGCCCUGGCCCCCACCUUUCCUGCACCCCUUCCCCCCGAGGAGCCACUCUCAGCCAAGGCCAGAAACUCGGAGGCAGAGCUGGCCUGCUCCAUGCAGUAUGAUGACCAGGAGUUGGAGCAGCUCAGCCGCAUGGUCCACAGGGCUGGGGACGAGAUGUCCUCUCUGCUCUCGCCGCCCAGUGCCUGCCAGUCCCCCGCACACAGGCCUGGAGCAGAGGGCAGCCCCCAUGGGGAGGCCUCUCCAGGCAGAGCACACCUGCAGGUGGGCAGCGACGAGGAGGAACGGGUGUUCUUCAUGGAUGACGUGGAGGGUGCAGUGGAAGCCCCUGCCAGGCCCAAGUCCCCUCAAGGUCUAUUUGAGUGGGCAGGCAGUGCCCGGGCCAAACCCCAGGAGAGGGGGCAGGGAGGCCAGAGCAGAGAGGCAGAGGUCAGCGCUCUUGCCACAGAAAAGGAGCAGGACUUGAGCAACAACAAUAACACUGAGGACGACAACGUGCGGGUGACCAGCCUCUCAGGCUCCAACUCCUGCAGCUGCCUGGACUCACAGCUGUACCUGGAUGGCUGGGAGGUGGGUGGGGAUGACGCCGAGACGGCUGAGAUGAUCGCCCACCGGACGGGGGGCAUGAAGCUCUCGGCCACGGUCAUCUUCAAUCCCAAAUCACCCACCUCCUCGGACUCUGCCAUUGCCACCCAGGAAACCCCAGGCCUCAGCAUUUCCCCGUCAGGGCCUGCGACCGAGGGCACGGAGGACAGCUCCCACAAACUCAGCACUGCAGCCACCAACUGCCUCCUUCAUUCUUGCGUGUGCUGUGGGAGUUGCGGGGACAGCAGGGAGGACACUGUGGAGCAUUUGCGGGAGAAGUGUAGCCCGGAAAGCAUUAUCAGUGCCUCUUACACCACCGGCUUAGCCAAGGCCGGCAACAAGGGCCCCGAGAGGCAGGAUGAGGACCGGCCUGUCCCCGAGGGCCCCCUGCCCACAGAAGACACCUCCGCCAGUGGGGAGCCCGAAGCCCCCACUUCCAACAAGUGCCUGGCACACACCUCAGGUUCCCAGGUGGACACAGCAACUGUGUCAUCGGGAGAGGCCGAGGUGACCAGUCAGCAGCAGGGGCCCGAGGCCAGCGAGCAGAUGGGCAGGACACCUGUGGCCCAGGAGGAGCCUCAGCACCCGCUGGGCUCCAGCGGCCCCACGACUGGCUCCUGCUCCUCAGAUAAGACCAGCCCAGAGGCGGCCCUGGCAGCCACACCUGUCACCCCCGUGACCACAAGAGAGAAGAUCCGGUCCAGGUUCCACGGCAGCCAUGACCUGAUCCAUCGCCUGUUUGUCUGCAUUUCAGGCGUGGCUGACCAGCUGCAGACGAACUAUGCUAGUGACCUGAGAAGUAUUCUCAAGACGCUGUUUGAGGUCAUGGCCACCAAGCCAGAAACGGAUGACAAGGAAAAGUUAAGGAAGGUCACCCAGACCCUGCGUAGUGCGGCCUUGGAGGAUUGCGCAUUGUGCCAGGAGACCCUGUCAUCCUCAGAACUCGCAGCUAAGACUCGAGACGGGGACUUCGAAGACCCACCUGAGUGGGUGCCAGACGAGGCCUGCGGCUUCUGCACUGCCUGCAAAGCUCCAUUUACUGUCAUCCGCCGAAAGCACCACUGCCGUAGCUGCGGGAAGAUCUUCUGCUCCCGCUGCUCCUCGCACUCAGCACCGCUGCCCCGCUACGGGCAGGUGAAGCCUGUCCGUGUGUGCACACACUGCUACAUGUUCCACGUCACGCCCUUCUACAGCGACAAGGCGGGCCUGUGACACGGUCCCAGGCACAUGCCCCCACCCCCAGGCAGGACCCCCAGGAAGGACAGGAGAGUCUCCCUGUGUCUCAUCCAGCUGCCAAGUUCUAGGGCUGCCCAGACUUCCAAAUUGUUCGGAGCCUCCAUCCCACCCACCCUGGCCUGGGACCCCACCCAGGGACCCCAGGCCGGCUGCAGGGUGACCGGUUGGCCUGACCCACAGAGGGAGCCCAGUGGCAGGGGGCCUGGCAGGUGGGCUGGGCUUUCCUGCUGGUCCGCAGGAGCUCUGCUAUGCCUGGUGUGUGCAGGAGAGUGGCCUCCCCGAGGGGCCUCUCUGUCCGGUGAAUCUAGAAGCAGGCACAGGGGAAGCUGGGCAGGCUCACCGACAAGGCAGGGUUUCCCGUGCGCUCACCAAAUCAGAAAUAGCGGGCUGUCCCUUCCUUCCCACAGCCACCCACCGCCUUCCCCAGUGCCCACCCUCGCUGGCCUGCCUCAUGCAUCUCAUUUCUUCUUGGCGGGGGAAGUGCGGGAGGCCACUUGGUGGGGCUCUGGGUAAGCAGGGGCCUGGUGUCCGCCCUCCACUGUCCACCUGCUGGCGGAGCCCGGGCAGCACACAGACCCUCAGGCGGAGGUUGCUCAGGGUCUUGGGCCCAGGCUCACCAGGCAGCCCAGGACCGCUGGGGGCUGCCAACACGGCCACCACGACCCCCUUCCCUCUGUACCCCCUGGGAUCCUGGCCCACUUCCUCAGACCCCAGAGCAGCCUGGACCCAGGCUGACACGGCAGAGUGGCCCCAGCACGGACACCUCCUCAGGCUUAAAUCUCAGGCUUCACAUUGCAAUGAUGAUUGCAGUUUUAUUUUUAGAGAUGACACACCUACUGCUUCUUUUAUAGGAUAAAAUGCAAUUACUAUUUAACAGUGGAAUACACAUGCAGAAAAUGGCUUCUGUGGGGGAGAGUAUAUAAUGGAGAGAAUAUUAUGUAUUGAAAUUAUAUUUAUUUUCUAAAUGCUGUAAUUCGAAACCAUUUCCAUAAAUCUAUUUAAGGAUUGCA